AAGCCCCUGAUCCUUGGUUGGACGAUUUUCACUAAAAUCCACAGAGGCUCACAUUAUUUGUCGACAUCCAGUUUUCAAAGAGCCUUUUUUUCCCCUCGUGAAAUACCAGAAAACACAAGGUCUGUAAGCACAGCCCCGCUUGGUUCUUGCUGGCUUGAAACUCCUCCUUGGAUCACAUUUAAGAAGGGGGGAAAGGUUCAGGAUGUGCCAUCACAUCAUGAUAGCGAUUAUUUUAUUCAAUCAGGACGAGUUGAGCGACAUCUGAAUGGACGUUGGCACUUCCUGCAGAUAGACUGCAUAGCAGUGUACUGUGAGUUCAACUCUGUGGCAGGUUGAGCACUUAGCUGCACAAUGGCUGACUGGGAGUAUGACUAUCUGAUCAAGCUGCUGGCACUCGGCGACUCAGGGGUGGGAAAGACCACCUACCUCUACAGGUACACCGACAACAAGUUUAACCACAAGUUCACAACAACAGUGGGCAUCGACUUCAGGGAAAAGAGAGUGGUGUACACAGGGAAAGGUGCUGAUGGGGCAACUGAGAGAAACUUCCAAAUCCACCUUCAGCUUUGGGAUACAGCGGGACAAGAGAGGUUCCGCAGUAUCACCACAGCUUUCUUCAGAGACGCCAUGGGCUUCCUGCUGAUGUUCGACUUGACCAAUCAGCAAAGUUUCCUCAACAUCAGGAACUGGAUGAGUCAGCUACAGGCCAACGCGUACUGUGAUAGUCCAGAUGUCGUGUUGGUGGGCACCAAGGCAGACCUCCGGGAUGUGAGAGAUGUUAACGGCAGACAGGCCAGAGAUCUGGCAGACAAAUACGGAAUCCCCUACUUUGAGACGAGUGCAGUGACGGGUGUUGAUGUGGACCAGGCAGUGACCACCCUGCUGGACCUGGUGAUGAAGAGGAUGGAGCAGAACACUCAGGGAGGCCACAGCUCUGAACCCAACGGCAGCCCCAUCACUAGCCAUCAGGUGGAGGAGGCUCCUGUCAGGAGGAGGUGUGCCUGCUGAUGUCACCACCAGCAGCCACUCUUUUCACGUUUGCCCUAAUAACGCUGCAUUUUUAAAAUGCUACUGUUUUCUGGAGAUGGACUAGGGUGCCUGCUAGGUGAGUGGACCAAUUGCGAUCUUAAAUAUCUAAAAUAUUACCCAUACUUGGGAGGAAAUCUGGCCCAAUAUUGUAGUUACAGUGUGAAUUCCUCUCUUAACAUUUGCUGUCUGUGAUGUUAUUUAUUCAGACUUUGCAUUGUAAGAAGUGAGAAAGAGGAGAUAGAAGGGUACAAUAAUUCAAAAAUGUAUGUAGUAAAUGAAUACAGGUAUUGUUGUAAAGACAAAGACAAAAAAAGAGUCAAUUAUCAUCUAAAAAUGGGUUAUAUCAGAGAAAAAUACUGUUUUUAUUUUACACAUUGAGGCAUUGAUGGAAGGAAUAUGCAGGCACAUAACAUAUUUAUCAUGGAGUAUAAUCAAAAAACAUUUAAGACAUGGUUAUAUUUCUUAUGUAGAUGAUCAUUUUUGUUAGAACAACCAAGAUAACAAAGUCACUUACAUGAUUUAUGACUUUUUUACGACAUGUACAUAAGCAGCCAAGCUUUUAAUGCAUUAUGGAACAAAGUUGCCAUGCAGAUCGAACACAAGUACAAGAAUGUUAAAGGGUUGUCGGAACAAAUCCUGUAUAGUGCUGCAUUUGGAAUAAAGACAUUUUAUGUUUAGGUUUAGGUUAUGUAAUGCACAAAAAGCUAUACUGUUAUUCUGACUGGAAAUACAAUCCUCACAGACUUUGUUAGCAUCAUUAUUGUUUACACACAUUCUACACAUUGAUUUUGAUUUCAUUAAAAGAGGAACUUAAAAUGUCCUGCAUUCAUGUCAGUGGAUUUAUCAAACAAAUAGAUCUAUAGGAGGACAUUCAUGGAGUCACAAAUAAAUUUCACCACAUUACUUUGGCUGAAGCCAAAAAAAGCAAAACGUUUUAAAAGGAUUUUUGUGCCACAAAAUGUGAUAUUCAACAUCAAAUUCAACAUCAAAAAAGGGAUACUCCAUUUCUCAUACAAUAAUAGUCGUUGUUAGUUGUCAUACAGCUUUCAAAAUCCUAAAUCAGUCUUUAUCAAGCUAACAUUUCUCCUUUGCACAUGGUCUUUGGUGUAACUACAAAACAUUCCUAAGGGACCACAGAAAUUAUCCUUAAAUGUACACAUCUAUGACAUCAAUUAAAUUGCCUAAAAUUCUAACUUUUUCAUCAGAUAUGUGAUUUCAUGGUGGUGACUGCACUGUGAUUUGGAGACGAGACACAAAAGUUAACCAUCUGAAAUAUUCAUCUUGUGUAAAAGAGACAAAAAGAAAUGCUUUGUGUGGGACGGGAUGCCGGGCAAAGGCCUACCACGCUAAAUCUGAAGGAGCACAAAAGCACACACUACUAUCUGGUAAGUGUGAAUGGCUGCAUUGCUCUGUUUAAUAAACCUCAGCCAGAGUUUGCAACAAGGAGCACAUUGCAGAGUCAUGAGACGAAUCAUGUGGCCAGCAUUCAACCCCCCCCAUAUCCACCAGUCUGCAGUCUGGUAUGACGGGGUGGACUGUUUUUGAGAACCCAAGGUUAUCUACAAUUACAAAAAAUAAAGUUUGUUCAUUUUUAACUUGAUCAGUAGAGGUUUGGUCCCAUGUGGAAUAUUUUAGGGUUCUUUUUGUUAGCCUUGAAACGUCUCAUACAAAGACACUGGUAAUAGUCUUAAGGAAUACACCAUUAGGAAUACACACAAAUGCAAAGAACUACAUUUUUACCCCACAACAAUCUUCAAAAAGGUUGUAUAAAACUAGCCUAAAAGAUUUGUUAGUGCCUCACAUGCAAUGUCAUUUAAAUGGAUCAUGCUCUUCAUACUAGAUGCAGUAAGUCAUAUAACAUUCAUUCAUCCUCUGUUUUAUGUCGUAUUGGAAUUAAUAUGGUUACAUGAUGAAUAAAUAACUAACCCUCCCAUUGUCAACAAAAGCUCUGUAAUACAUACUGUAUUCUCUUGCUUAGUAUUUUUAUAAUUUAAAUAGUGGUAAACCUCAGGAUCA
Sander lucioperca (pikeperch) is the source of this 3045-nucleotide messenger RNA. Its product is annotated as ras-related protein Rab-27B-like. Gene Ontology annotation, biological process: positive regulation of exocytosis; melanosome transport. NCBI's taxonomy places the organism in Eukaryota, Metazoa, Chordata, Actinopteri, Perciformes, Percidae. Gene Ontology annotation, molecular function: GTP binding; GTPase activity. The record is from RefSeq and is a predicted model, not a curated record. Bases 352 to 1008 code for a protein of 218 amino acids. Gene Ontology annotation, cellular component: melanosome; secretory granule. The transcript has 7 exons.